Amaranthus tricolor (Joseph's coat) is the source of this 2627-nucleotide messenger RNA. RefSeq names its product flavonoid 3'-monooxygenase-like. The record is from RefSeq and is a predicted model, not a curated record. The transcript is spliced from 2 exons. NCBI's taxonomy places the organism in Eukaryota, Viridiplantae, Streptophyta, Magnoliopsida, Caryophyllales, Amaranthaceae. The coding region runs from base 741 to 2483 and encodes 580 amino acids. Gene Ontology annotation, molecular function: monooxygenase activity; oxidoreductase activity, acting on paired donors, with incorporation or reduction of molecular oxygen; heme binding.
GUUAUAAUUAGACUAUUGACGAUUAUAAAUCUAUAGUAAUGUAUCAUAAUUGAAGCAAAUAAUGAUAACAGUAAAAGCUCGUUAAGGCCCAUGUACAACCCUUUUUAACCUGCUUAAUUUUUGUAUAUAAGGAUCCGUUUAAAGCCCGGACCAUUUAAGGCUGUCCUGUUUAUAGCAUGCAUAUUUGGGCACCCAAUGGUCCGCAGCCUAUUCCACAGUUGUAAUUCAUAUUAGUUUUGUAUUGCCUAAAAUUGCGUAAAAUAGGACACUCAAAAUGGAAAAUGCUAACGUCAUUUGGAUUGGAGAGUGCAAUGAUGAAAGACGAAAUAGCCCAAAUGCUUGAACCAUGAAAGGAACUAGCUAUAUGGAUCUGUAUUGAGGAACUGAAAGCUGUACAAGAGUUAGAAAAUUGCUUAAAGAGGAAUCAAAUCAAAUAAGUCAAAAGGAAGGAAGCUUCCGCUUAAUAAUUUCUGAUCUCACAUGAGAAGUUGGUAGUUAAAAAAUUACUUGUCUCACGUCUUGACUUUGAAAGUUAUCAUCUCCAUCAUAUUUAAUAACUAGUUGGGCUGUUGACCUUUGUUAAAUUAGGUUGAAUUUAUUGUCAAUAUUAGCAUCUUAACAGGAAGUCAAGAGGCACACACACUUCAUAAGCCAAGGAGAUAUAUAUCAUCCAAAAAUCAUAUGGCAAUGGGAAGGACUCCAAUAACUUAUAAAGUGUGCACACCAUCUUCAUUUUGUUGAUGUGGGAUAAACCUUCCCAACAUAAAUGCUUUAUCAGCAGCCUCCCAAUUGCUAUUAUUAACAGCCUCCUCCUUGUUUGUAUCAGCAACCUACUUAUUGUCCUAAGCACAUACAGACAUAGUGACCAAAACUCCAUGUUCAUGAUGAGUAGCUUGCGGCCUGAUAAAGAAGCCGGCUUCUGGUCAUGGUGGUGGAGUACCAAUAAAACCGAUGCUACUUCUAGGCACAUCUUGAUCACCUUAGUCCUCUUGUUUGUUAUCUUCUGGUUUAUGUUCUCGAUUAAGAAACAAAACAAUACUAUGAACCUUCGUCUGCCUCCUGGACCGUGUGGUCUACCUAUAGUCGGAUACCUUCCCUUUUUAGGUUCAAAUCUCCACCAAAGCUUCAAAGAAUUGACUAGUUCAUAUGGCGCAAUCUUCAGAAUCUGGCUUGGAAUGAACGAGUGUAUCGUAGUAAGCUCACCUUCUCUUGCCAAAGAGGUGCUUAGGGAUCAAGAUGCCGCGUUUGCCAACAGAUUACCCACGAUUGCUUUAAAAAGUCUUCUGUUUGGUACAACCGACAUAGCGUUCUCUGAUUAUGGCCAGGAAUGGCGAAAGAUGAGAAAAAUUUUUGCAAGCGAGAUGAUGAGUCGAACCAGCCUUGACGCUAGUUAUAGCCUUAGGAUACAACAUGUGAAAAAGAUGUUAAAAGAAAUCUAUAUGAAAGCCGGUGAGCAGGUUGAUAUAGGUGCAAUAGUUUUCUUAACUCUUAUUAGUGCAGCCAUGAGCAUGAUAUGGGGGGAUAAUCUUGAAGCAGAUACAUCUUCUGUCAUUAAUUCUGAGUUUCGAGGUGUUGUUAAUGAACUAUUUGAACUUUUGGGGAAACCAAAUAUUUCAGACCUUUUUCCAUUUCUUGCUUGGUUUGAUUUACAGGGAAUAGCACACCAAAUGAAGAUUAUCUCAAGUCAGUGCGAAAAGAUCCUCGAUUCAGUCAUCAAUUGUCGUAAUGCUGAAGAAGACGUUGAACGAAAGGACUUCCUAGGUUUCCUCCUACAACUUACCGAAUGUGAAGAUCCUACAAGAUCCUUAAGCUUGCCUCAAGUCAAGGCCAUUCUCAUGGAUGCUGUAAUUGGGGGAACAGAUACUACAGCUGCUACGGUUGAGUGGGGCAUGGCGGAGAUCCUGCAGCAUCCGAAAGUAUUGGAGAAAGUCCAAGAAGAACUUACCGAGGUUGUGGGAUUGGACAGUACAGUUGAUGAGGAUCAUUUGCCCAAAUUAAAGUAUCUGAAUGCAGUUCUAAAGGAGACGCUUCGUUUGCACCCAUCUCUACCUCUUCUCGUUCCGCAUUGUCCAAGUGAGCCUUCCACUAUUGGCGGAUUUAGCAUAUCAAAAGGUUCUAGCAUCUUUGUCAAUGUAUAUGCUAUUCACAGAGACCCAAAGUAUUGGGAAGAUCCUCUAGUGUUUAAACCUGAGCGGUUUUUAAGUGGAUCUGCUGCUGAUAAUCUCAACUAUAUGGGCAACCAUUUUCAUUACCUGCCAUUUGGGUCUGGGAGGAGAAUAUGUGCCGGAAUUUCACUUGCCGAGAGGAUGUCUUUGCUUUUAUUGGCUUCGCUACUGCAUGCAUUCCGUUGGGAGUUGCCAAAUGACACAGCACAGGUUGAUUUCUCUGAGAAAAUUGGCCUUGUGAUGAAAAAAGCAAAUCCUCUUUUUGCUGUACCUACUCCUAAACUCUCCAGCUCUGAGCAUUAUUUUCACAAAGAUUAGCAUGUUAUGAAAAUGUCAUUUUGUUUGCUAUAUACAGUCUCAAAUCUUCACUAUAUACAGUAUUUUGUACUUGUCAUCACAUUUUACUUCAAUGUACAAAUGAAUCAUUCUAUUAAAUAUCUAUUUAGUGUUAUGGUGGUUGUA